GAAUUCAACCAGGAGAGUGAAGCUUUUUUAUGGAGAGAGAACCCGUGGGAGCAAGAUGGGGAAGGUCAAUAAUAAAGCUUCAGUGGUGUCUCAGAGAAGAAGAUUUCUAAAGGCCUCAUCCGGAGUGGGUGGAAAGAAAGGCCGUGGGUCAUCCAAAGUGUCCCUCCCUCCGCCACCUUCCUCACAGUCUCUUGUCUUAGAUGAGGACUCAGGCUUUGGUGGUGACCAGUCCCUAGACUCGGAGUCAUCACUACUCUCGUCCCCGGGGAGUGCCACCUUGAGCAGCAACAGUGCCACCUCUGCAGCUGCUGCUGCUGCCACUUCUGCUGCUGUUGCCGCUGCUGCUUCUGCUGCCACUCUGCCAUCAGUCUUGCCAUCACUCACCAUGGUCCCCCAGACGAAACUGUUGCUAGUCAGUUUGUUGCAAGGUGGUGGAGUCGUGCAGGGUACACCAACCAGCCAGAAAAGCCCAGGGAAUGUUGCGGUCGGGGCUUAUCCCCCCACAACGCAACCCACCAUCAGUAAUGGCACCAGCCAAACGGGGAACACCCAUGGUGCAGUGACGACCAGUGGUGCAGACAAGGAGUGGAACACCUCCCACAGUGUACGGCCCUUGCUGGCCGCAGCCUCCCUCAGCCACGGGGGUUCCUCUGUUACUGAUGAUGUUGUAUCUGAGCUGCCAGCAGCCAGCACCACCACCACCUUCCCCUCCAACUGCCCCCCCACCGGGCCUGUGGCACUUGGAAAUGCAGGCCAUAAGGUAGGCACCUUCACACCUCCCACCCUCCCCAGGGCACGGGCCGACCUUUCUCACACCAUAAAUACAUCCCACCUUUUCCUCUUGGGAUCAGAGUUCCCCACACUCUAGCCCUUUCAUUGUCCAGAUUUGGUUGUUGAAGAGUGUGGGAAUGUAGAAGAUAAUAAAGGCCUGACACCUGAUCCCUCAUUUUAUAUUUACAUAUUUCUGUUUAUGUCUGUAUGUAUAUAUAUGCUGUACUUCACAGGACUUUUAUAUAUUUGUAAAAAAAAGACUGCUCAUAGUCACAACAAUAGUCAAAGAAAAUUACUAUAGAAAGAAGGUAGUUAGAAAAGAAAGUAAUGUCCUGUUGAGAUGCAGACUAGUAAUCCAGAACAGUAUUGGAAGGCCUUCAGCAUCAGACAUGCAUCCACAACACAGAUCUACCGCUGUAUUGCUUGCACCAAAGUCCAUCUUCUCAUGGGUGUGCUUGUAGACCCAGUCAACUUUACAAACAGCAUUCCUGUAAAAAAAUUCUUAUCACAGUCAUCUUAUUGAAACAUUUUUCCAAUUAUUAUUAUUGCACAGUUUGCUGAGAAGAGAAGCUACUUUGCAUUUUAAAAGAAAUAGAUAGCAUGCUGUAUGUUGCACAACAAAAUUUACUAUGCAGGAAAGACAUAGGAAAUUGCAAGUAGCAUUUAAGUCAACACCAAGAUUUAUUUCACAAUAAAAUCAUGUUUUGCUCUCACUGUAGAUAUUUUGAACUUGAUUGUAAUAGCAGUGAUGGUAGAAAGUUCAGUUAGAAUUCGGUUAACCUGGGUAUCCGCAUAUAAGUAUUGAAAUCUUAAAUAAUGAGAUUCGACUUUCUACCAUA
Messenger RNA from Penaeus vannamei (Pacific white shrimp), 1610 nucleotides. The record is from RefSeq and is a predicted model, not a curated record. Lineage: Eukaryota; Metazoa; Arthropoda; Malacostraca; Decapoda; Penaeidae.